CUGGAUUUUUGGCUGGCACCCCGCGGCCUCGGGCUCCCGGUCGACAUCCGCGUGCCCUUCCCCAGCCUGCAGCCCCUCAAAGCCCACCUGGAGGCCAACGGCGUCUCCUACUCCAUCAUGAUCGAGGACGUGCAGAUCAACACCUUCAUGGACCUGCUGGUGGCCGAAAACCCCAACCUGGUCAGCAAGCUCGAGAUCGGCCGGUCAACGGAAAACCGCCCCCUCUAUGUGCUCAAGUUCAGCAAAGGGGGGACGAACCGCCCGGCCAUCUGGAUUGACACCGGCAUCCACUCCCGCGAAUGGGUGACCCAGGCCAGCGGGAUCUGGUUCGCCAAGAAGAUUGUUGUGGACCAUGAGAAUGACCAAGACUUGGCCUCCCUCCUGGACAAGAUGGACAUCUUCCUGGAGAUCGUCACCAACCCGGAUGGCUUCGCCUACACCCAAAGCCAGAACCGCAUGUGGCGCAAGACCAGGUCCAAGAAUUCGGGCUCCAUUUGCGUCGGCGUGGACCCUAACCGCAACUGGGAUGCAGGUUUCGGAGGGUCCGGGGCCAGCGGGAACCCCUGCUCGGAGACGUACCAUGGUCCCUAUGCCAACUCGGAGCCCGAGGUGAAGGCCAUCGUGGACUUCGUGAAGAACCACGGGAACAUCAAGGCUUUUGUCUCCAUCCACAGCUACUCCCAGCUCCUGCUUUACCCCUACGGCUACACCACCACCCCAGUGCCUGACCAGAAGGAACUGCAUGAGAUUUCCGAAAAGGCGGUGGCGGCUCUGUCCUCUCUGUACGGCACCAACUACAAGUACGGCAGCAUCAUCACCACCAUCUAUAAGGCGAGCGGAGGAACCAUCGACUGGACGUACAACCAGGGCAUAAAAUACUCCUUCACCUUCGAGCUGCGGGACACGGGGCGCUACGGCUUCCUGCUCCCCGCCAAGCAGAUCGUCCCCACCGCCGAGGAGACGUGGCUGGCGCUGAAGGUCAUCAUGCUCCACGCACGGGACCAUCCCUACUAG
Molecule: messenger RNA, 1014 nt
Organism: Mesitornis unicolor (brown roatelo)
Lineage: Eukaryota; Metazoa; Chordata; Aves; Mesitornithiformes; Mesitornithidae
Product: carboxypeptidase A1-like
Exons: 8
Biological process (GO): proteolysis
Molecular function (GO): zinc ion binding; metallocarboxypeptidase activity
Source: RefSeq, a predicted model, not a curated record